Seminavis robusta is the source of this 2331-nucleotide messenger RNA. The record is from the annotation of a GenBank genome assembly. Lineage: Eukaryota; Bacillariophyta; Bacillariophyceae; Naviculales; Naviculaceae.
AUGACAAUUGGACACUACUGCCUCAUCUGGGCAACUUGCCUCUUGAGCUUGCUGCGCCAAGGACACUCGGAUGAUCGGUAUUAUGGUGGUCGACGUCGUCCCCGAGAUCCCCCUUGGACGUACGGAAAAGGGUCAACGGCUCAAUGGAAACGACACUUGCAAUCCCUGGGCAGUGUAGUCUUUCAGCCGCAAAAACCAUUGGGAGAUGACUCGUGUCCCUGUUUGACACCGGACCAAAUGGCUCAUGCGAGACGGGAAGUCCUUCGCAACAGCAACAACCAUAAUACGUCCAUGUCCAACAACAACAACAACAACAACAACAACACGGACGACUUGUUGUACGAUCCCUACGGCAUUGGCUGUGGCGCUCACGAUGAAACGGGUCCCUUCUGCAUUGACCUCAAAGACUGCACGCGUCAAAUUCCCGUCGAUCCGCUCUGCGACUACUCGUGGUGUUCCCGUUCGUGGUGUUACGUCAAUGGCUCCAACUGUCUCGUCCGCGAUACGCCCAGUUCCCAAUGGCCCAAUGUGUCCUACAGUUAUGCCGCCUGUGGACACAUGGCGGAAAAAUCAUUUUUCGAUCACAAGGAAUUGCUCGUCAAUACGACGCUGCGGGUGGCAAUCAAUCACAAUACGGGAGGAUGGAAAGGUGCCUAUCACGAAUCCAAACAAUCCUUUUCGAUGGAUGCCAGUGGAUGGUCCGGACCCAUCUAUGAGUUUCUGACAACCGCCGCGGCCCGAGGAGGAUUCACACUCAAUUUGACACAACCACCACCAUGGUUGCUCCCCGAAUCGCAAAAGUUUUUUGGCAAAUCCAGUUUUGAUUACUGUGUCUACGCUACCGCAUUGGGAUAUUUGGAUUUGUGCAUUGCCGAUUACACCAUUACAUUGCAACGAUCCUCUGUCACGCCCUUUUUUGAAACGUCCGUGGGAGAAAUCUAUUUGGUGGUGUUUUCCGAUACCGAACGAUUGUCGUUUUCCUAUUUGGCGAAACGAUUUGCACUGGUCUUUGAACCCUUUACGGCCGGCUCUUGGGUCACCAUUUUUUGUAUCAUGCUGCCCAUUCUGGGACUCGUCAUGUUUUUUCACGAAUACGACAACCCCGGAUCGGCAUUUCCCAAACAAUAUACGACGCAAGUACAUGACAUUGCUACGGGUCAAGUGGUGCGCCACGAGACAGUGCACAUGUCGUGGACGACCCGCAUUGCCAAAACGCUGUACAUGGCACUAUUGAGUUUUUUUGCUCAAGAUUAUGCCACCUUUGUCGUUAGUGUCGGUGGCAAAGUUCAUUUGUUGGCGCUCUUGACAUUUCUGUGGUUGGUGUCCACCGUCUACACGGCCAAUUUGGCUGCCAUUUUGACCAUGAAUAUACAACGCAGUCACGUCAAUAGUUUGGCACAAGCCCGACAGGCGGGAUAUCGAUUUUGUGCCACACGACAAGUGGCCGAAGUCAUUGCGCCGUUGCACAAUAUGGAUCCGUCAGAGAUCGUGGCCGACCCCGUCAGUCUGGGAGGAGACGGAUUGCCGGGUUUCCAGUGUCCCAAUUGCAUGUCGCGGUCGCGGGCAUUGGACUUUAUGAAAUCACCACAGCAACAACAAUUUGCUCAUACUAGCAACACUGAUGAACACGAUGAACAGUUGUACUGCGAUGCAGCCUUUGUGUCCAAGGAAGAUUUGGAUGCCGUGCACAACAUGGGCAAACAUUGCAACAAGACGUACGUGGGACAACCACUGGCGUUUGAAUCCAACGGAAUACCCAUGUAUUCCGAACUUGCCGCCAAAAUGACACCCUUUCUCUACAGUCUCAAAUUCGAUGGGACGUUACACAAAAUCUAUCAAAAUGCGGAACCCGAACAGGAAUGCGAUGCCGUCGAGGGUGCCGGUGGCGAUGACCCGAGUUUGACUGUGGAGCAACUCAUUGGCAUUUGGGGUCUGACAUUUGCCUUCGUCGUGGCCGGACUGGUGUCCAAGGGGGUGAUUUAUCUCGACAAGCGUCGCCGGAAACAAAAUACGGGUGAAGUGGUGCGAAAGGAAUACUACUUUGAUCAGUGGGGAAAUAUUGUGGAGAAUCCCAACGUGGCCGAUAAUGAAGACGACGACGACGGUGAGGACGACGAUGGUGAGGACGACGAUGCGAAACCGCAAAAAGAGACAUAUGCAAGUAGUAGCGACGACCAGCAAGGCUCCACCGCGACCUUCAUGUCGACGACAUACUUCGCAACCGAGCCGGAACCUCCAGUGCGACUGGUGAACAGACGGCAACAAAAGCCAGGGGGCGGAUUGGGAUACUUGCGCGAAGACACAGCGAGUACGUCGGAUGUUUCGAUCUAG